Perkinsus marinus ATCC 50983 is the source of this 147-nucleotide messenger RNA. RefSeq lists its product as hypothetical. NCBI's taxonomy places the organism in Eukaryota, Perkinsozoa, Perkinsida, Perkinsidae. The record is from RefSeq and is a predicted model, not a curated record. The transcript has 2 exons. The annotation marks the transcript as partial.
GAUGGUAGCCUUGCAGAUUCUCGAGGAAGUGGAUCAUCAAUCGUCUUCACCGGGAUAACCUUAACGCCGCUCGGUUCCGGACUCUACGAAGUUUGGAAAAUAGUCCAGAAGCUUCGUCCAGAGACGACGACGAUGACUUCUUCGUAG